UUGAGUCAUUUCUUAAAAACAAAGAUAAGCGAUAAACUGUAGGCUCAUCUAUAGAUAAAAUUAUAUGCCGAAUGUUUAAUUUUGUGCCGCGAUUGUUACAUUGCAUCACCGUGUCGAAGACUUACGCGGUCGAACGAGACGACAUACACACAAAACAUUCUCUGUAGUGGAACCCAACGAGUGAGCAGCGACCACAGCCCGUUCCUUUGUUUUGAUUCUCGUUUCUAACAAGAACACGGAUAUGUGAGCACGGAACAACGCAACAAUGGCCAUAUCGUCGAAUUGCUGGAAAUAUAUAGUGUUAACAUUCAAUGUUUUAUUCGCAAUGUCAGCAGUUGUACUGUUUGGAGUCAGCGGCUUUCUACUGUACCGGCUUUUCCUAUAUCGUCACUUUAUAGGAGUGAAUGUGGAAUAUCCUUCUAUAUUGCUCCUUAUGAUGGCCAUCAUUACAUGUUCUAUAGCUUGGAUAGGCUGGAGGACGACCAAAUCGAUGCAUCAAAUCCACGUUAUAAUAACUGGUCUGCUCAUAAUCAUCGUGGUGGUAAUAGAAUUCUCCUGCUUUGUGUGGGCAAUGGUAGUUUGGGACAACACCGAAAUAGAUAUCAAAACUACCAUGACGAGCUAUUUCGCGCAAACUGCAGCGGCGAAGGAUCCGAACUCGGCUGAUGCGAUCAGAUGGGAUAGGAUACAUGUCAGGUUCGAAUGCUGCGGUGUGAACGGUCCAAAUGACUAUACGUCGUCAGGUCGCGUGCCCCUUUCAUGCUGUGGCCAAGGUCCGUUGGAUGAACUUCACAAGCCGUACACGUCUGACUGUUCAGCGCUGUACCAGCGCGGCUGCGGGAAGCCGGUGCACGAUUACACGAGACAGCAGUUACUGCUUGUAGCGAUGACAGCGCUAACUGCGUCUAUAUUGCAGAGCACAGGAAUCUUCUGCACGUUCUUCUUAGCACACGCCAUUCGAGAAAAGCGGAAGAUGUCUCUAAGGCACUCGACUACUCUGAGAGAGGGUACUUAUGCAGCCGCCGAUGAUUCUUUAUUGGCGUCUCCAUCAGCGCCGGCGCCCACUUUGCCAAAGUACUAGUGAUAUUAGGAUAGAUGUGAAUCAAAUCCAGUAAUUUAGUCUAACGUCACAUUUAGCGUACAUUCAGUCGUAUAAUUUCGGUGACUAAAGAUCGGUGGCCGGAUUAGCAUUGCCAGAUUGAGUAUUCUUCCAUAAUUUUGGAUAAAAAUCCCUUUCUGAAAUUCUGAAGAAAUGAUAUUCUAGGAGAAAAAUGAAAUGGGGUUGGAAAAAUAUGGGUAAUGUUUUUUAGAUAGUUUUCGUAAUUGUAAACUGCUAAGGGUAUAUAUAUUAAAUACAAUAAAAUAUGCUUUUUUGCUGUCGUUCUCAUAGUUGUUCCAUGACAAAACAUGUUGGAAACUAAUAUAAAUUUGUGAUUGGGAAAAAGUAUAUAAAAUAAGGGAUAAAGAUGUGGAAACUAAAGAUACGACGAAUGUGACGCUAACUUUAAAUAAAGCCUUCAACGGCUAUUCAGUGAUAUUUCGUUCUCAAAGGAGACCCGCCAAACCGUGUUCUUAUCUUAUUACCUUGUUAUUUCCGGACUAUCAGUUUUCCGGAAUGGCAAGGUAUCUGUAGACUUUAUAAGUCUGACUUUAUCCUUUAAAACAUAACAAACAUGACUGUAAUUGAUCCAGUGUUUUUAUGUGAUGCAACGUUAGAAAAUCUAUGCUUUACCUCAAAUAUUAGUUUAGUUUAGUCAUUGCUGUAAGUUGGUGUGAGCAUUGAUAAUGUAAGAUUAUAUAAUAUUUAUUUUGGGUUCAUUUUCAAUAUUCCAUUUAAUUCCACCAGUUGGACCAUAUGGAGAGCGUUAAGCAAUGCUGUCCUUUCAUAUUGGGUUUGAAAUUUCGUUGCAAUACCGUGCAAGACGCGAAGUAUUGCGAUGCAUACAGCUUUCCCCUUUACAAAAGCAUAGAGGUUCAUCAAUCACUGCUAAUUACUAUUACUUCUUUCUGCAUAAAUGGCAGAAAGUUUUGUUUGAGUAAUUAAGUGUACCUAUUGUUUGUUGUUUGAUCUCCAUUAUAUAAACCAAGAGGAAUAGAAAUUUAAGAAAAACUAGGGGCAACUGAUUAGUUUUUUUUUUUUAUGUAAACAGCGUGUAGUAAACAUAAUUAUAACUCGUCAGUUGCUGUGACUGCAACCUGUAAAACAUGAAAUAUAUUUUUCACAUGCUUUUUGUUUCUGCCUACCGUAAUGGGAGACAGGCGUGACAGGAAUGUAUGUAUGUAUGUAUGCUUUUUGCAAGAAAUGCCUGUAGUCUUUAGUGAAAAGUAGAAGGAGUAACCAUGCAUUUACCACGCACAAAUUGUUAAUAAACAUUAUUUAUUACUUUAUUAUACAAGUAAUAUACCAAUACUUACCUACUAUUUUGAAAUAAUUUAGUAAAUAAAUGCGAAUGUAAUUUGUGUGAAUGUUACUCUAUGAUAAUAUAUACAUAUAUCUUACAUUUUAUAUUAAUAACAAAAUAAUAAAUAAUUAAUAAAUUUUUAGAGUCAAAAUUAUAAAGAUAAUAAUUGGAAAUAUUUUUCAGUCAUCGAUGUAAAUUAUUUUUGUAUCAUUCUUGUAAUGUUAUGAAUCGAAAAUUUGAAACAGGGUCCUAGGGAUGUUUUAUGUUUAGAAAUAUCCAUAUAUUGUAGUUGUAAUAUCGUAUAUUAUAUUCCCAAUAAUGGAUAUAUUAAAUAUCAGUUAUGGAAUAUAUAAUACAAAACAAGUAACUUGAUCGAACUGAAUAUAUCGAAUGAUCUCAUUCGACUGAUAUGAGUGAAAUCAAAAUGGGUGAUGACCUUUUUGCCGCCAUUAAUGUCCAAAAGAAAUCAAUAAGACAUCGAAGCGGUACCGAUAUUGUCCAUACCUACAGGGUCCUAUCUAGGUACAUUGCCGCUCUUGGCAAAAAGAAAUAUUUGCCUUCUUUUAUAAUUAAUGUCCAUGUUUAUCAUACUAUUUCAGCCGUUAAAUGUCCACUGUUGAAUAUAGGUCUCUCUUUAUUGGGGAGUUUUGCCAGUAGUUGCCAUGCUUGGCAGGCGGAUUAGCAACCGCAGUUAGGCCUUGGAGAUGUUUGAAAAGUUAAGUUCCCUUAGUCGCUUCUUACGGCACCCAUGACAAGAGAAGGAGUGGCCUAUUCUAUGCCGGGACCAUACGACAAAGUCCAUUUCGACUGCGAGUAAACGCAGUGGAUUAAUUUUGCCCGCUCGAUGCCCUAAACCGGGCCCCGUAUAAUUAACAUAAUGCGUCGCUAAUAACGGGAUAAUAACAGGGUGAUGGCGAUGGUACAGUGAACUGAAUUAUAUGUAACAUUACAUUAUAUUACUAAUAUUACAUUAUAUUACAUUACAUGUUGUAAGAUUUGGAGUGUUCACUGCUAGUUUUAAAUGUAAACUGAAAUACUUAAUAAUUAAUACGAAUGUAUCCCAAAUUGUGAUUAUGUUUAUUUUUAUUUGUAACACGACGAUCCCGUUGUUAACCGACUUAAAAAAAAAAUAAAACUUUACAAAUCGAUUGUUUUUUUUGUAUAUUACGCGACAUCUUCACUAAUUUUGUCUUAAUUUUGAUGAUUUUUUUACAAUUGGAUUUACGUGUUAGCUCAAUACAAAUUUUGUUCCGAUUGAAGUUGCUUUUUUUUUUGUAGCAAACUUUUUAGUGUAUGUAUAAUAAUAAUAGUAUCUUACAAUUUCUAAAUACAAAUUAUUUGUUUCCUUCAAAUACGCAAGCCUAUGCCAGUAAUUAUAAGAAUAUCAUUCAGUCUCAAUUUUGCCGCUCCUCAUUAUUGCCUUUAUGGGCAAUUGCCCGGAUCGGACCUUGAUCAUAACAAUAAUAAAGAACCUAUUAUUUCUCACUCAUGGUUUUUUUAAUGGGUGAUAAUGGAAUGGUAACCCCAUUAUAUUAUACCCUAUAAAUGGUAACCGCGAUAUCGGUAUACACCGGCGGGGCACCAGUGAAGGAUGAUAGAUGAGGAUGAAGCAGGUCAGCUAGCCCAUCGUGACGAAUUCAACAAGAAUUGUUCACGAUGGUAUCCAGGUUGGAACCACGUGAAGGUCGACCUAACAGGGCAUAUUGCUAGCAAUAGGGCUGUCAAACUCAAUUGCUAACAACCCCUUUCCCCUCACUCAUAUGGUUGUGUAUUUGUAUUUAAAAUAUGACUUGUAAAGUUUGCUGUAUAUUUAUAUGUAGUUUGCUAUAUAUUUCAUAGUGAGAAUAAUACAUGUUGAUUGACACAAAAUACAAUUAUAUUAUUAAUUUAUUAACUUAUUUAUACACCUAAUGUUUUUUUUUAAUGUAUUCAGUAAAUGAAAACAUAUGAGGAGACUUUGUACAAAAGUCGAUUGCUUGGGUACCUCUGUCCCAUUCGUGUUUCAACCGCGAAGCAGUUGUGUUUGCAUGACUGUGUUUCGGUUUGAAGGGUGGGAUAUGGCGUGAAUUUACUAGGUACAGAGGAAUAAUAUCUGAGUCCUCAGGAAUGGCAACGCAUGGGGGGUAUCAUAGACGAAACAGUAUACUCUGUUAUGUCCAGGGUACUGCUCAUGUCUAUAGGCGACGGUUACCACUUUCCAUCAGGUGGGCCGUCAGCUUGUUUGCCAUUCUAAGUUGUAUAAAAAAAAAUGUACGUGAAAUAAUUAUGAAAUUUUAUUUGUAGAAUACGUUGAAUAUAUGUAAACAAUAAAUAAAUAACUUUUUUAGCUACCA
Molecule: messenger RNA, 4735 nt
Organism: Galleria mellonella (greater wax moth)
Lineage: Eukaryota; Metazoa; Arthropoda; Insecta; Lepidoptera; Pyralidae
Product: 23 kDa integral membrane protein-like
Exons: 5
Coding region: 266-1081 (271 amino acids)
Cellular component (GO): membrane
Source: RefSeq, a predicted model, not a curated record